This is a messenger RNA of Selaginella moellendorffii, 1695 nucleotides long. Its product is annotated as lysine histidine transporter 1-like. Bases 177 to 1619 code for a protein of 480 amino acids. Lineage: Eukaryota; Viridiplantae; Streptophyta; Lycopodiopsida; Selaginellales; Selaginellaceae. The transcript has 7 exons. Gene Ontology annotation, cellular component: plasma membrane. The record is from RefSeq and is a predicted model, not a curated record.
AAAAAAAAGAAAACUUGCAAAGAAAUGACAGUUGCCAUCCUUGAACGUGCCAACACCGACAGCGACACAUGAACGAGGACUGGAACUCUCACUGCUCACACGACUCAUGAACUAGUUCCAUGAGAUCCAUGUCUCAGGAUUCUCCAUCCCUUUAUGUAGCUAGCUAGCUCUUGACAAUGGCUGGAAUAAAGAAAUCCCUCCUCAAGAGAUGGCGCUCGUGGAUCUUGCUCAACAAUUCCUGGACAAGCCGGUGGUGGUAUUCCGCGGUUCACAUCACCACAGUGACGGUGGGAACCGGAGUUUUGGGCUUGCCGACAGUCAUGGCCUUCUUCGGAUGGGAACUCGGCACCAUCCUGAUUGUGGGCUUCAUGAUCCUGAGCCAGAUGUGCUACUGGCAGCUGAUUGGAUUGCACGAGACCCAAGAGGGCCGCCGCUUCGAUCGAUACCCUGAGCUGGGACAGCACCUCCUGGGCGACUCUCUGGGAUUCUGGCUCAUCGCUCCACUCCAGGCCAUCGCCCAAGUGGGAAUCGACACAGUCUACGUCGUCGCGGGAGCGAAUUCCCUCCAGCACAUCUACUCGCUCUUCCACGAAUGCAAUGCUUUGGAUUGCGGUGCCAUGAAGUUGACCUACUGGAUGCUCGUCUUCAUGGCCGUCCAGCUCUUGCUCUCGCAGCUCCCACACUUACAAUCAAUCACUUGGGUGUCAUUCAUAGCAGCAGUCACAGCCAUUGGGUACUGUACACUAACUUGGGUUUCCAUUCUAAUUAACCAUCCACCUUCACCUUCACCGUCACCACCUUCACCUUCAUCGUCUUCCGCGUGUUUCGCGAAUGUCGAGCAUGGCUACCCGCAAGGAUCCAAAGCUCACAUAACUUUCGGGAUCUUCACCUCUCUCGGUAAGCUGGCAUUUGCGAUGGCGGCCGCGCACAAUGUGGCUCUCGAGCUCCAGGCGACGAUUCCAAGCACUCGCAAUCGCCCCUCGAAACGAGCAAUGUGGAGAGGGAUGCUGAUCGCGUAUAUCGUGGUCGCGUUUUGCUACUUGCCGGUGGCGCUGGUGGGAUACCGGUUCUACGGCAACGAGACUCGCGAUACUUGCCCGGGGAUCGACAAUGUCCUGCUCAGGCUCAAGAGUCCCAAACCGAUGAUUGUUCUCACGAAUUUGAUGCUUUUCAUUCACUUGUGCGGUAGCUACCAGGUGCUAGCGAUGCCGAUUUUCAGCAACUUUGAAACAUUUUUGGAGAGGAAGUACGAGCUUGAGCUGAGCUUCAUGCUGCGAACGAUCGGCAGAUAUAGUUAUGUUGGUAAGACUUUGAUGAUGAUGAAUCUCUUCGAUGAAUUUUUUUUACCUUUGAGCGCAGUUCUGACGUUGAUGCUGGCCGCAGCGUUUCCUUUCUUUGGUGAUCUUGAAGCCUUCUUUGGAGGUUUUGCUUUAAUUCCAACGACUUACGUGAUACCUUCUGUUCUCUGGCAUUUGAGUAGGAAGCCCGAGCCAUUUAGUCCGCCAUGGAUAGCAAACCUGUUGUGUAUUUCCUUUGGAAUAGCGGUGAUGGCUACUUCGACGAUAGGUGGCCUUCGUAACUUGAUAAUGAAACGGCGGGAACUGGAAUUCUUUCAAUAAGUUGGGAGUCAUUUACUCUCCAUCCCUGUUAAACACAGCAUCAGAGUGGAAACAGAAAAGAAAAAUUCAAAUGUUA